This is a messenger RNA of Morus notabilis, 1282 nucleotides long. Its product is annotated as ribosomal RNA small subunit methyltransferase, mitochondrial. Gene Ontology annotation, molecular function: rRNA (adenine-N6,N6-)-dimethyltransferase activity. The record is from RefSeq and is a predicted model, not a curated record. Gene Ontology annotation, cellular component: mitochondrial matrix. Gene Ontology annotation, biological process: rRNA methylation. NCBI's taxonomy places the organism in Eukaryota, Viridiplantae, Streptophyta, Magnoliopsida, Rosales, Moraceae.
AUGGAAGAGGGUGCCGGCGUGAUUAUGAGACGGAAGAAGUCGUCAAGGACUGGGCGAGCAGGAGAUUUAGCUGCCAUCAGAGAAACAACCGAUGAACAGAGGACGUCGCCAGCAUUUGGAGAGAAGAAUCGAGAAACCCAUUUGUAUCUAUAGAAGAGUAAGGGACAACAUUUCUUAAAGAACCAAAGAAUUCUGGAUUCCAUUGUUCGGAAAUCCGCAAUAAAACCCACUGACACAGUCCUGGAGAUCAGACCCGGUACUCGGAACCUCACUUUGAAGCUUCUGGAAGUUUCCAGUAGAGUCAUCGUCGUUGAAAUCGACGGCCGGAUGGUUGAGAUUCUUCUCAAACGAGCCUCUGAGUGUGGGUUUAAAGAUCGACUGUGUAAGUCUGUUAUACGUGAGGAUGCCCUGAAGACCUAGUUUCCUUAAUUUAACCUCGUUGUUGCCAACAUUCCGUACAAUAUAUCUUCACCUCUCGUGGCUAAAUUGGUGUAUGGAGCGAAUCCUUAUCAGAGUUCCACACUUCUCCUUCAGAAGGAGUUUGCAAAGAGAUUGUUGGCCAAGCCUGGAGACUCGGAGUUCAACCGAUUGGCUGUGAAUGUGCAGCUUGUGGCCGAUGUCGAGCAUGUUACAGACGUUAGCAAGAGGGAGUUUCUUCCUUGUCCAAAAGUUGACUCUUCUGUCGUCAUAAUCCGUCCAAAAGCCCAUUUUCCCGAUGUCAACCUUGACGAGUGGGGGGCUUUCACGAGAACUUGUUUUGGUAAGAAGAACAAGACGCUUGGAGCAACAUUUAAACAGAAGAAGAAGGUUAUGGAGCUGUUAAGGUUGUCAGAAAUGGUGGCCCUAAAUGGUGAAAAUACUUUCGAUCUCCGCGGCUAUGAUUCUACCAACCUCAAGGAAGUGGAAGAAGGCGGGGACGGUGAUGGGGAAGAGGAAUGUUUUUCAUCUUCAGGCUGCAAAACUAGGGUGAGUCUUUUUUGGGAGAAAGUCAUAAGAGUUCUAAAAGCUGGUGGUUUUGAAGACAAGAGGCCUUUAAAACUGUUACAUGAGGAGUUACUGAGUCUACUAGCGUUGUUUAAUCAAGCUGGAAUUUGUUUGCAUGAUCGGUCGAAUAGUGGAGCUAUAGGUAAGUAUGAAGCAUUUGAUGAGUCUAUAGUGCGUAGCUAUGUUGAAUUUUCACCAUUUCAAUCAUUUUUCAUAUAAAAAUUUUGAUCUCCCGGUUCCACAUUUUUCCUCCCGACUUUGGACAGUGCUUAUCACUCUUUAACGGUUUGAAUUUGAA